Messenger RNA from Chanos chanos (milkfish), 2686 nucleotides. It is a transcript of the gene ap2s1, whose product is annotated as adaptor related protein complex 2 subunit sigma 1. Lineage: Eukaryota; Metazoa; Chordata; Actinopteri; Gonorynchiformes; Chanidae. Gene Ontology annotation, biological process: clathrin-dependent endocytosis; intracellular protein transport. Bases 125 to 553 code for a protein of 142 amino acids. Gene Ontology annotation, cellular component: AP-2 adaptor complex; membrane coat. Gene Ontology annotation, molecular function: clathrin-cargo adaptor activity. The transcript has 5 exons. The record is from RefSeq and is a predicted model, not a curated record.
UGGUAAGUGUAGCGGGAGUGGUUGUCAAGUCAAACUUCCUUUAUAAUUUAAUCAAAUAUAACGCUUGGUUGUCAAAUAACGGAAGUAUCGGCUACUUCUACAAGUUGUUGAAGAAAAGAAGAAAAUGAUCCGCUUCAUCCUAAUUCAGAAUCGAGCAGGAAAGACCAGACUGGCCAAGUGGUACAUGCAGUUUGAUGACGACGAGAAACAGAAACUGAUUGAGGAGGUGCAUGCUGUCGUGACAGUCCGUGACGCCAAACACACUAACUUUGUUGAGUUCAGGAACUUCAAGAUCAUCUACAGACGAUAUGCUGGCCUGUACUUCUGUAUUUGUGUGGAUGUCACUGACAAUAAUCUGGCCUACCUUGAGGGCAUUCAUAACUUUGUGGAGGUUUUGAAUGAGUAUUUCCACAACGUGUGUGAAUUGGAUCUGGUCUUCAAUUUCUACAAGGUGUACACAGUGGUGGAUGAAAUGUUCUUGGCUGGAGAAAUCCGAGAGACCAGCCAAACCAAAGUCCUCAAACAACUGCUCAUGCUGCAGUCUCUGGAGUAGGCACCCAGAACGGAACAUGUUUUCAGUGUCACUCAUUAUAGAACCGCACUCUCAUUGGCCAGUUUCACACAUACUCUUGGAGCAUGGCCCGCCCCACUGCAGUCUUGAUUCUGGUGUAUUGUACAGCGUCCUUACAACCAUAAACAUUUCAAAAAAAUUCUUUUUUUUUUUUGAGCUCUGUAGAAGUCAUCUAAUUAGCAUAGGCUAACAGGAGAAUAUCUCUCGCUCAGGGCUAGGCAACUGUCCUCUGACAAAGGCACUGUUUAUUGGCAGUCUGUUGCUCUAAUCCUGACCAUAGAGACCUGACUCUGCCACUGAAAUGUCACUCUUGAUUACUGAGGUCAGUUUUAUUUGCAUAUUGUUAGAUAUCGUAUGUCUUGACUGCACAAGAGGAGGGUUGCUUCCCCCGUCACAUCGUUCAUCUAUCAGAUCAGUCAUCUGCAUUGCACUGGGCUCCUAAAUUUUAAUCUCGACAUAGACGUAGUUUGUGAACCCCACCCCUAAGCAUCGAUUUCUUUCCAAAAAAAAAAAAUCACACUGAGAGGUUGCCAGAUUGUGACUUGUAUGCGCUCUCUUGUAUAAGCAUAUGUAGAUGACCACAAUCUGGCAACGCCGGACGUUCCCUUUUUAUCACUGACACUAAAAGAGAUUACGAGCUCUGUGAUGGCUGACAACUUCCAUGUCACCGAGAGCUUGCUGAAUCCAUCCAUGUCAAUUAAAAGAACCACACUACUACAUAACAGUGAUUUCAGCCGUUUGACCCUGGUUCAGAGCGAACUCCUCUCAGACUGCAGCCAUUGUUGAAUUACUUCCUUUAAUCCCGAUGACACGAAGCCAAUGAAACGUCGUGAGACGUAAAUAUAAACAGGUUUCUAUGAAGUUGUAAUUCCUAAACAGUUUACAUGUUGGUCGGUGACUUGCAUUACUGUGUAACUUUCGAAAAGAAAAACAAACAAACAAAAAAAGAAAGAGGUAAAAUGAACCCAUAAAAGAGGUAUAAACCACACAGAACCUAGUAAGUCAAAGUAUGUUGUGCUUCAUGUGUAAGACAGUGCUGUGAACUUUGUUUUCAUUGUGUGUAUAUAUAUACAUUAUAUAGGCCUAUAUAUUUUAUGUAUAAUUGUACGGAACUUAACAACUGAACCAUUCCAGUUGCUUAACCAGUCUCCCCAGAUGUGUCUGCUAGUAUCUCUGCAAUGUGGAAGACCUUAAAUCACAAGGUUAAGGCUCUUGUUGCUAAAAUCAGCAACAGGAACAUUGACAGGAAUCAUCUUCAUACCAGUGAGUCAUGGUUGCGAUUAACAACGUUGUGAUUAACAAACGGCACUUCGAGAUGUUUCUGUCUUUUCCUGUUGUUUUUUUUUUUUGUGUGUGUGUGUGUGUGUGUUUUCUCUUUCUGGAUGUCCAGAGCCUUUAUGCUGAGACAUGUCUGGUUGCAGAGGCUUAACGCUGAGUCAUGUUUGGUCAUCUGCAGAGGAUGGAGAUGGGGGAGCUGGUUCAGAGCAGGGCUGAAUGUUCGUAAUAGUGCUCCGAGCAACAGUACAGAGGAGACCCAGCGUAGUCAGAGACAGUUACUGCAAACCCUCAGGGUUCAUCUCCCUGCUAGGUCUCAUUGUCAUGACUCACACACACGCAUGCACACAGACUUGGUGUACGCAUUGGCUUAUCAAUGUGCACAGCUUGUACAAUUUCUGGCUCUGCUAGUGUGAUGUCCAGCUUUGAGAAGUUGUUUUUCAUUGCGAGUUUCUGGGUAUAUCUCCUCUAAACAACCAAUCAGAGAUCAUCUUAGGACAGAUGGCAGAUGUGCUGUUUUUCUCCACUCACGACUUGAGAGGCAUUGUGACAUCAUGCCUCUGUACUGUUGGUUUCAUAGCAACCAUUCCACAUUCAGCCUUGAAUCUCGUAAACAAUGUUAUGUUUCAUAUAUUGCUGUUGAUUUUUGUAUGCUCUUUUUUUAUUAUUAUUUCUUUAAUGUGUCCCUUCCUUAGGUAAGAAAUGUCCAGAUUAACCCACAUGUACUUCUGCGAGAUUACAACUGAAAAAUGUUUAAUUCUUCCGAAAGAAUAAUUCUGGUCAAUGUGAAUAUACAUCAGAAAAGAAAUGAAAUGAAGAAAUAAAGAUGAAAUAAGAAAA